AUGUGCUCUGUGAGGUGUAGAUACCUGAGUUUUGAAUGGUCGCACGCGUCUCGCUUCAUUAUUGCCGAUUAUGACUGUAGGGAAUGUGAAUCAAACGGUAAGGCAGCCAAGAUUUACAACAUUGGAGACGAGUAUGACGAUGACAUUCCUUCUGGACUGAAUUUCUCACCGCCUGGUAUGCAGACACAGGGUCUUCCCCUAACUGUAAAUGACCACGGUGACAGUGUCGAUGGACCAGUUGUGACGGUCUCACCACCACCGUCAUCGCCGCAUUCAUCAUCGUGCGAUGGUCUAGUCGAUCUCACAGCCCACAAUCGGCGUUGCUACCACCUCAGCAGUCGCCGUUUCGAGGACUGCUCGUCUUUCAAUUCCGUGCCACCGCAGGCAUCAUCCCCACUACCAUCAUCGCCACCACUACUAUCAUCGGUGAAUAAUGCUUCAGCCAGGAACGCGGGUGAACAAACGCCUGUGGGACGGAGCGAGGUGGAUCUGGCGUUCACCGAACCACAAAGUGGCUGUGAUAUAGGAGUUCCAGGCACCAGUACCCCUCUAGACCUCUCAAUGCAGUCUCAUACCGAUUCUUCCGAUAUCCAUUACUUUCACCACAUCGCCGACGGUAUCUCGUGCUCGAAGCGUUUGUUGGAGAGGGUGGAGAAGUUCCUUGAUGCUGCCAUUAAUCUCUUUGCCAACCCUUUGGACCUCUACACCGCCCCACAGAACAUCCUUUCCGAAGAGGACGCGACGGAAGCGGCUGCUGCAGCAUCGGCGGCGGUGCUGGCGAGGAGGUUGAGGGAGGUGAUGGCUACCGCGAAGAAGCAAGCUACUGAGGUGGGCGUGGCGGACUCCCCGACCAUACCUUUUGCUUUGUCCGAUUUUUAUCGGAGCUUGCCAUUGAGAGAACCGUCAUUCUCACUUGUCCUUCGUCACCUCCUUUGCCUUCCUGAGUGGCAGGCUCUAGCCUCUCUUCGCUACCCCACAGCCAGAGGCAAGGAGCUUGCUGAUCAGUUGGCCAUGAUAGACAAAGAUCUCACACGAUGCAAGCGAAAGGUAAGCCUUCGGUGUGAAUUGAUGUAUUCAGGUACGCACACACACACGCAGGAUGCGUCAUUGUGCACGCGUCUGACUUGUGCCGCCUUGAAACAAAUCAAUCUGAUGCAGCGACGAAGGGCGGCCAGCAGGCAGUCGGUGGCUCCGCAGACUGUCAAAUCACCGCCUCAAAUGUCACCAAAACCUCAACAACCACCGUUUCCCAAUACCUACACUGAUCCAAACACCUGCCCUCUUUCCCUCCUCAGUAUGGUCAUCGACCAGAAGGGCACGGAGCCCAGUUCCCCCUCUCAGGUGCUGCAAAUGUCACCACUCAGUGUGGACACUGGAACUCUGGCGGAAACAGCGAAAGUUUGCCCUCUCUCAGACCUUGGACCACGAGCAUGGACGGCCACGCCGCCUCCUCCGCCUCCGCUGCAGGCAUCGGGCUCCAUCACCAUGCGAAAUCGCUCUUUCAGUUUCCCCAAGCGUCUCGCCACCCCGCUGACCGCUCCCUCCAUCAAUCGACGCAAGGUGAAGACUCCUCUGCGCGCCGCCACCUCCGCUACUGGUGUAUGGCCGCCCAAACGCAGGCGCUCUGAGGUCUCCCUUUUGUCCUCCAGCGACCUUACAGCACGUCACGUGAAGGAAACUGCCCCCACGUUGUCGCGUCACGUGGCUCUCAUUAAUCAUGGUGGAAUUCACUCCCAUUACAUUGCGAGGAUAGCUCAUGCCAACAUCAAUAUAUGGGUUCUAAUAGCGAGUGUUUUCUUUUCUGACGCUCGCCUUGAAUCGGUACGUGUGAAAGGUAAGGUCCGAUGUGCCUCAGAGUCGGUAGACUCCUGCGAGGUCGCCUUUGACGUCUCCACCUCACCCCUGCGCCUUCGCGAGCAGCUGACAAUCCAGAUGAAGGACACUGCCGACCCACACCAAAGCGGCUCCUCUGCCCAUCACUCCGCUAAGGUGAGUUUGACUCAGACUCGUCCUCCAUUCUCGUCUCUACCAGCAGUUUCGGGUUUCGGCUGUGUGAGUAAUUUCGAUGUGACUCUCAAAUACGCGCAGAUAAGAAAACACCAUCCCAACCUAAAACUUGACGACCCACGAUUGGCGUAUGACUAUCGUCAAAGCGGUAUGAGGCUUUAUUAUAAACGUAUGGAAGAGAUGGGAGCCCUCGCUGCGACUACUGCCUCUCUCUCACCCUCCACCUCCUCGUUGGCCACGAUCGAUACGUCGUCGGUUUCUUCACAUCACCCGCCACAGCGGCGACCUCCACCACCGCAGCGGACGUCGAAGUCGUCAUUACGGCGACAGCGCAAAGCCUCCCUCGAGCACUUUGCUGCACCGCUGAUUGCCUACGACAAGGCUAAAUUAGACGAGGCGGAGGAGGAGGGGAUGGACGACGAACUCCUCCAACGACCUCCCACUCCCGAUCUCCGUCGCAUCGACUUAGACCUCUCCGACCUCUCAAAUGGGCUUCGCAUCCUCCUCAUCGAAGACACGCAUCUACGAGCCGGCACGCUUUACCUUGAAGACGCCUCAACAUCCUAUUCCAGUGAGAGAGACAACGCCCACGAUCGCCAAUGCCUCAUUCGUCUAGACCAGCCGGAGAAGGUUGAGUCUCCGCCGCCACUACGCCUAGCCCCUGGCACCAGCAGUAGCUGUGGGGUCGGUGGUAGCGGCGGAGCAAGUUUCUUCACCACCAGUGUCAAGCGUCGACGCCUCGGCGAGGUCCGACUCCAUGCGUGGCAAGUCCUCCAACAAGCCGUCCUCGAAGUGGUGCCCGCCUCGAUCCGCCAACUACCUCCGGGCACCCGCGUCUGUGCCGCUUGGAGCGACACCCUCGCCAUCAACCUCUACCCUGGAGUUAUCUCUGAAUAUCCAGACAAACCGCUACCAGCAGAUAACUGCCUCUGCAUUGAUUUUGACGACGGCGAUCACAGGGAGGUGCCCCUGCGGCACAUUCGCAUGCUACCCGACCACUUCGCUAACCUCAAUGAGUUGGGUCGGGCCUCAUGCACUCCUAUUGCUUGCGCCACUAACACAGACACCGUGGAGGUUCAUCGCAGCCAUACAUCGCCGCAGCUGUCGCCCGUCUCACCGAAGGGCAAGAGAAUGGUCUCCGUCACACAACGAAGUCGUCUUGUCAACGGAGGCACCUCCUCAUUGAAGGAGCCCUCGCCAGCUUGUUUUUUGAAUUCAGGAGGUAAUAAUUGGUUGAACAACUGGCCCAAAGACGAGGAGAAAGUGAAGCCUCCUCUGCGAGUUAUUUGGAAACCUCAUGGACGACUGCGAAAGCGAUACAACGGGAUGCCCUGCUACCGUUCGCUGAGGCGCAACAGGGACGGACUGGUGGUACGACUGGGUGACGUGGUGAAGUUCAACUCGGGUGGAAACGAUCAGGCCUACCUGGGUGAGAUCAAAAUCAUCUACGCACCGCGGCACAACGAACUCUCACCACUUGUUUGCGCUUCCUGGUUCUACUGUCCAGAAGAAGCAGGCGAGGAUGGUAAACGCGUUGCCAACUAUGAAGGUGCAGUGUUUGUAACCGACCACACGGAUGACAACGAGGCCACUUGCAUCAUCAACCGUGUUCAAAUAGCUCGCAACUACACGGAGUAUCGGCUUUCCAGGCAGGGGAAAUUUACUGAGCUGGCCAAGGAAAAUGAGAAGCAGGCGCCUCCAUGCGAGGAUGAGCCCACUUCUGUUGUGGACGAUAGCGAGGAGGGCGACUCGAGCUCAGAUGGAGAACUGCCCACCUACUUUAUAGCUGGCAAAUUUGACCCUCUCACAGGCCGCGUUCUCGCCUGGGACCCUGACCUCUCGACCGAGCUGCAUUUACAAGUGUCGACGUCUCCUCCACCCCCACAGUUACCAUCGUCACCACCAUCCCCAACGUCUCACGUACACUGA
Echinococcus granulosus is the source of this 3936-nucleotide messenger RNA. Its product is annotated as Trinucleotide repeat-containing gene 18 protein. The transcript has 17 exons. The coding region runs from base 1 to 3936 and encodes 1311 amino acids. The record is from RefSeq and is a predicted model, not a curated record. Gene Ontology annotation, molecular function: chromatin binding. NCBI's taxonomy places the organism in Eukaryota, Metazoa, Platyhelminthes, Cestoda, Cyclophyllidea, Taeniidae.